AAAUGCGAAAAUUGGUAAUCUAAUGCUAUAUGGAAAAUUUAUCAGAUUUUACCUACAAGUUUUCUAAAGCAGAGAAAAGUUUUUAAAACUCAUUGAAAAAUACUCUUGCGAGUGAAAAACAAAGUGCAAGAUAAGGGAAAUGUCGGUACAUUACAAAUUCAAAAGCACACUUGAUUAUGACACCAUUACGUUUGAUGGUUUGCAUAUAUCAGUGGCGGAUCUUAAGAAGGCCAUAUUACAGCAAAAGCGGCUUAGUAAAAUAACCGAUUUCGACUUGCAAAUAAUUAAUGCUCAAACAAAAGAAGAAUAUCAACAUGACACGAGUUUGAUACCAAAAAAUACCUCAUUGAUAAUAUCGCGUGUGCCAAUAGUCAAUCAGGUGAAGAAGACUUGGGAUCCAACAACUAAACCCAUGCAAGCGCGUGUUACUUCAAAAGUAGAGGGAGCGGAUUUUGACUUAUCAAAAAUGGAAGGUACCGAAGAAGAUAAAAUUCAAGCCAUGAUGCUACAAAGUACAGCAGAUUACGAUCCAAAAAGUUAUCAGAAAAUAAGAGGUUAUUCCCAAACGGGCGAGGUACCGUUAACAUACCGCUGCAAUAAAUGCAAAAAGGGUGGCCAUUGGAUUAAAAAUUGUCCAUACAAUGUUAGCAAAGAACAUGUCGAAAUUAAGCGCACUACGGGCAUCCCGAAAUCCUUCAUUGAUAAAGAGGAUCGAGCACUAAUGAUUGAGAGUCAAGAACCAAUAGUGGAAGAGGAAAAGAAGCAAGAAAUACCAGAUGAUUUAAUUUGCAAUAUUUGCAAUGAUUUAUUUGUUGACGCCGUUAUGAUACCUUGUUGUGGUAGUUCUUUUUGCGACGAUUGCGUUCGUACUGCUUUGUUGGAAUCUGAAGAUAAUGAAUGUCCGGACUGUAAAGAGAAGGGAAGCUCACCCGGUUCAUUAAUACCAAAUCGUUUCUUGCGGAAUUCAGUGAACGCUUUCAAAAAUCGAACGGGGUAUAAAGCUUCUGGUCAAACAAAGAAAGUCUCUCAAGCGCCACCAGUGGAAACUGCUGAGCCUAAUAAAGCUAGCCAAUCACAGAUAACAGAGGAUUCUAAGCCCAAGGACGAAGAAAAAGAAUCGAAGGACGGAGAUCCUGAAAUUGCCCCGAAAUCACCACAAGGCGAAAAGACUUCCUCAGUUUCUGCCGAAACGCCUGAAGAAUCAACUCCUAAGGAAGAAACAAAAUCGGAAGAAUCCUUAUCACAAACUCCUGCUGAAUCUGUUACUGUUACUAAAAGUGAUGAGAAGGAAACUUCUAGUCCUAAUCAUGAAGAGUCGGAUUACGAAGAUAACAUAGUAGUAACGGUACCUUCUGCAUCAGAUACAUGUACAGAUAAAUAUCUUAAUCGAAGGCACGCAUCGCAUCCUAGACCACCAGGCUUAGAAAAUUCUCCGAAAAGCAAACACCAGGUUCUCCCUUAUCAUCAUGAAGGUACCGGUGGUGGUCAUAGGCCGCCGCAUGAGCAACCGCCUGGUUCAAAUAAAGACUGGGACCAUAUCUCCAGGGAAAAACAUCGCAAUCAUGACCAUCAUGAUAAUAACAUGAACGAUAAUAGCUACAUAAAUGACAAGCCCCGAGUAAUGAAUAAAUUAUUGGAGAAUCCAUUGCAGCCACCAGGGGGAAACCAGCCGCCACCCCCAUUAUAUGCACCGCAGCAUCCACCUUACGCCGACAUGCAACAACGACCGAUACGGUCUAUGAACAUGCAUCCCGGCUAUCAUAAUCCAAUGCCAAGACCACCAUUGUUUCCCCAGCAUCCAAUGCCACCACAUCAUCAAGUAGGUCCACAUCCAGCACAACGUAUGCCCAUGCCGCCGAUUAACCAAUACGAUCAAACUUACAAUCCCAUCGGCAAUAUGGCACCGGGAUAUCAACGUUUUCCGCCUUCUAAUAUGCCACCUAAUCGUUUUAAUUAUCCCAUAAGAGAGCCACCGGAGGGACCAAACCCAAUGAGACCUUACAACAAUUUAAGCUCCGUAUAUGAAGAAGUACAAGCAAAAGUUGGCGUAGGCAUAAUAGAUGAUCCUUUGGAGGCUUUUAAUCGCAUUAUGAAGGAAAAAGAGAAAAAGAAAGAUGAGCGCCGUUCUCCGGAUAGGCGACGUCGCUCUAAGGAACGUCAUAUGCGUGGGCCGUUUCGUAUAUCACCAUAUAAUAACCGUAAUCCUAAGGAUUUAGGAUAUCACGAUAAGCGAGCACGGUCCCGCGAUCGCGAAAUUGAAAGACGUUGGCCUCGUUAUGGCAAGGAUAUGGACAAGGACAGAGAAAGGGAUCGCGAUAGGGAACGCGAUAGAUUGGAACGCGAACGUGAACGAGAAAGAGAACGUGAAAGAGAAUUGAGUUAUCGACCUCGACGUUCCAAAUCAUUCGAGAGAAAUUCCAGGUCCAGGUCUCAUUCUCCGAAACGCUAUAGAUCACCGCCGCCAUUACUACCGCCGCCCAUUAUGAAGAAUCACAAUUUCAUUGAUAAAUAUCAUCAUACGAAACCGCGACAUGAAGAACCGGAAGAAAUGGUUUACAAUCCUAGGUAUAAACGUGGUAAUAGUAGAAGUAACAUUAAUGCAAUGAAAUGUAAUGAUUCCAGGGAUUUGAUUAAGCGCAGAGAUUCGCUAGAUAGAAAACCGGAUAUUAGGGAGCCAUUAAUGCAUCAUCGCAAAAUUUUUAAUUCCAACGACGAGACCACGGAGCCGCCACCGCCAGGAUUUGAAAUGCCACCGACAAGCCGUAAUCCAUUCCAUAGUCAUAGUAAUAUGUCUCCACCAUCCUCUGGCCACUCUUUAUAUCAACGUGAUCUAAAUCGAAUCGAUAAUCGGGGCCUACGCAAUCCUACACCCGACCUGUACGAAAAGUGUGUUUCUCAAGAUAUGGAAGAGAAUAAAAUGUACAACAUGAAUAAACGCGAACAGCGUUCACAAUCGAGAACACGUUCUAGAUCACGUACCAGGACUCGUACUCGGUCCCGUUCACGCUCAAGUUUACGUUAUGGUGAAAAACGUAAACGCUAUAAUCGCAGCACCACACCGAAGGGAAAACCAUCGGAUUCGAUGAAUUAUAAAAAGGAUAAGGAUAAAGUUGUCAAUCAUAUACAUCAUGCUAAGCGUAAGAGUGAAGAGAGACCGCCGCAACGUGAAAAGGAGCACAUUGAAACGGAAGUGAAAACGCGAAGACAUAGCAUGACGCCGCCGCGGUUAACGGAACUGAAAGUGGACGUGAGCGAACAGCAAUCAGUUUCGCCGGAACUCGAUCAUCAUAAGGAAAAAUCAGUCGAAGGUAAAAAGUCUGAAAAAAAAUUGAAAGAUCGCAAAAAACGACGUAAAGAGAAAAAAGAAAAUAAAAAACUUAAAAAAGAAAAGAAAUCUAAAAAAGAACGUCAUAGGCAAAAAUCAGAUGAAACCGAUGAACUGGAGAAGGACGAAAGUGAACAAAACAACAAUACCAGCAAUAAUAGCAAUGAUAUGAACGGUAUCAACAAUAGUCAGAGCGAAGACCGACUAAUGUAUGACAAGACUCGAGAGUUAAAUAAAGAAUUUGAUGUAUUGGAAAAUUCAAAACCUACAAAGAAUAAAACAUGCGAAGCAAAUGAAGAGGGGAUAGUUCACAGCCCGUUAAAUAAAAUAUCUCAAAUUUCAUCUCAAUUAGAAACAGAUGAUAAAGUGCCGCUUUCGGAUAUUAAAUGCUUUGAAGCCGUGCUGGAUAUUCACGAAUAUGAAACUGAUUUCGAUGAUAAUAAUUUCAAAGUUCAGGAUAAUAAUUUGAAAUUAGUACCCGAAGCAUCUAAAUGGGAAAUUGAAGAGCAAUUAGGUGCUCCCUUGGCUCCUAUUGACGAGAGGAGGCUAGAUGAGAAGUUACCGCCAACCGAUAGUUCAGAAAAAGUAACCAAUGACGUAAUUGUACGAGCAGAAAAAGCGAUUUUUGCUCGGGCUAUCAAUGCGAUAAGACCAAUUGAAAUCCAUAAAAAGUCAACUUCACGCGAACGUACUUCAGCAAUUUAUAGUGGCAAUAACAGUACUGGUGUUAAUAGCAAUGUCGGUGAAGUAAACGAUAUUAAAAAUAUACAAAUUACUUUACCGGUUAGCAUGAAUAAAGAGCGUUCAAUUGAAUUGAAAAGUGAUCACCAUGCAGAACAGAAAAAGAAGUCCAUUAAAGAACGUUUAGGCAGCAAAAUCAGUCAUCCUAUAUUGUCACAAGUGGCGGCAAACGAUAAUCAUCAACGUAGCAGUGGUAAUGAAGAAUAUAGGGAUCAUAGAGAUAGGGAUUCUGAACGUUUUAAGAGAGGAAUUGAUAGUAAAAUUGUAGCCAAACGUAAUGAGCAUGAUAAAAAUUAUCGGACUAAUCGGGUCACUGAAAGGGAUAGAGAAAAAGAGCGAGAACGGGAACGCGAAAGGGAAAGAGAUAGAGAACGUGAAAGAGAAAGGGAAAGAGAAAGAGAACGCGAACGGGAAAAAGAAAGAGAUCGUGAUAGAGAACGUGAUAAAGAAAAGGAAAAAGAAAAGGACCGAGACCGUGAGAAAGAACGCGAAAGGGAACGAGAACGCGAACGGGAACGCGAAAGAGAACGUAAUCGUGAUAAAGAUCGCCGCAAUCCACAAUUAGCUAAGGAUCAUAAACAGCCAGUACGUUUUGACAAAUUAAGUCAUAGUAUUGAAAAAGAUCAUCAUCAUCAUCAUCACCAUCAUUCUCGCGAAGGUGAAAGAUUAACUCAAAAUAAACGGCAACAACACCAUGAACGUUCGCCGCAUUCAGAUCAUAAACAUUAUAGUUCAUCCGAUUCGGAUACAGAUGUUGACGAUCAUAAGCGGAAGCAAUCAAAAGAUAAGAAAUCCCGCAAACGUUCCGAAUCAACGGACAGUGAUAGCGGCAAGAAAUCAAAGAAGAAGAACAAAUCGGCAAAGAAGAAGAAAAAAAAUAAAAAAUAAAAUAAUCGCUAUACACAACUAUUCAGCAUAAAACACUUGUGUAAAAUUGUACAAUAAACACCUGCAGACGUAUACAAACACAGAGACACACCUGCUACCUAUAAUUAAUGAUGGAAAAUAGCAUACACUUAUGAAAAAGUAUAUUUAAAAUAGCAGAAAAAAAAAAAAGAUGAUAAU
Messenger RNA from Glossina fuscipes, 5131 nucleotides. It is a transcript of the gene snama, whose product is annotated as E3 ubiquitin-protein ligase RBBP6. Bases 140 to 4954 code for a protein of 1604 amino acids. Gene Ontology annotation, biological process: protein ubiquitination; ubiquitin-dependent protein catabolic process; mRNA processing. The record is from RefSeq and is a predicted model, not a curated record. Gene Ontology annotation, cellular component: nucleus. NCBI's taxonomy places the organism in Eukaryota, Metazoa, Arthropoda, Insecta, Diptera, Glossinidae. Gene Ontology annotation, molecular function: nucleic acid binding; ubiquitin protein ligase activity; zinc ion binding. The transcript is spliced from 13 exons.